AUGGCAGCAAAGGCAGUUCUGCCUAGGAGGGCAGACACCACCGAGUUGAAAGCCAUAUUUGAAAAGUAUGCCGGCGUCAAGAAGAAUGACGAGCGCUUCAUGUCACCGCAGGACUUUGUGAGCCGCUUCCUUCAUGCCCACACAGACGUCCGGCUGUCAGACGAGGCCACAAAGCUGCUGGCUGGAGUGGUGGAUCAGAAGAAAGAUGGGAUGAUCUCCUUUCAGGAGUUCGUAGCGUUCGAGUCGGUGCUGUGCGCCCCAGACUCCCUCUUCAUGGUCGCCUUCCUGCUGUUUGAUAAAGCAGGCAGUGGAAUGACCAGUUUUGAGGAUGUGAAGCAGGUCUUCAGCCAGACCACCAUCCACCAGCACAUCACCUUCAACUGGGACUGUGAGUUCAUACGUCUGCACUUUGGCACACAGAGGGACAAGCAGCUCAGCUACGGAGAGUUCACCCAGUUUCUCCUGGAGAUGCAGCUUGAACAUGCGCGGCAGGCUUUCAUCCAGCGGGACCAAGCCCACAGCGGCUCCAUCUCAGCGCUGGACUUCAGGGACAUCAUGGUCACCAUCCGGCCACACAUGCUCACAUCCUUUGUGGAGGAAUGCCUCGUGGCGGUUGCGGGUGGCAGCACAUCUCACCAGGUCAGCUUCUCGUACUUCAACGGCUUUAACUCUCUCCUCAACAACAUGGAGCUGAUGAGAAAGAUCUACAGCACUCUGGCUGGCCACCGCCGGGAUGUGGAAGUCACCAAAGAGGAGUUCAUUGUGGCAGCUCAGAGGUUCGGCCAGGUGACACCCAUGGAGGUCGACAUCCUCUUUCAGCUGGCUGACCUGUCAGAGCCCCGUGGACGUGUUGGUUUAGUGGACAUUGAGCAGAUCGCUCCGCUGGAGGAAGGCGCCCUGCCCUACAACUUGGCUGAGGUCCAGAGACAGCAGUUGGGCAGUGACGUCUCCCGCCCCGUCCACGUCCAGGUGGCAGAGUCGGCCUACAGGUUCUGCCUUGGCUCAGUGGCAGGGGCUGUGGGUGCCACAGCCGUGUACCCCAUUGAUUUGGUGAAGACACGCAUGCAGAACCAGAGGAGCAGCGGCUCCCUAGUGGGAGAGCUCAUGUACAAGAACAGCUUUGACUGCUUCAAGAAGGUGGUGCGCUACGAGGGCAUCUUCGGCCUUUACCGAGGUCUCGUACCACAGCUACUGGGUGUGGCGCCCGAGAAAGCCAUAAAGCUCACAGUGAAUGACUUUGUGCGAGGAAAGACCCGACAGAAAGACGGCACAGUCCCGCUGGCAGCUGAGAUCCUGGCCGGUGGAUGUGCCGGCGGCUCCCAGGUGAUCUUCACCAACCCUCUGGAGAUUGUAAAGAUCCGUCUGCAGGUGGCAGGAGAGAUCACCACGGGGCCGAGGGUCAGCGCCCUGUCCGUCAUCAGGGACCUCGGCUUCUUUGGACUUUACAAGGGUUCCAAGGCCUGUUUCCUGCGGGACAUCCCCUUCUCAGCCAUCUACUUCCCCUGCUACGCCCACCUCAAGGCUCACUUCACUGAGGAGGACGGAAGGAUAGGGCCAGCCAAGAUGCUCUUUGCUGGAGCGCUGGCAGGCAUGCCGGCGGCCUCUCUGGUGACCCCAGCUGACGUGAUCAAGACCAGGCUACAGGUGGCGGCACGUGCCGGUCAGACCACCUACAGCGGCCUGGUGGACUGUUUCUGGAAGAUUCUCAGAGAAGAGGGACCCCGGGCUUUCUGGAAAGGAGCUGGAGCUCGUGUGUGCAGAUCCUCGCCUCAGUUUGGAGUGACGCUGGUGACCUACGAACUCCUGCAGCGCUGGUUCUACGUCGACUUUGGAGGACAAAAGCCGGCUGGCUCAGAGCCCACCCCAAAGUCUCGGAUCAGCCUGCCGGCGCCCAACCCCGACCACAUCGGAGGCUUCAGGUUGGCCGUGGCCACGUUCGCUGGCAUCGAGAACAAGUUUGGACUCCAUCUCCCACGCUACACGGUGGCGACGGCGGCGGCCCCCCUCCGAUGUGAGCGCCCCCUGAACCUCCACGGUUAGCGGCGUAAAUGUAAAGUCAUUGUAGGAUUUUAAGUUAGCUCUUCUUAUAAUCAUAUAUAUGUAUAUUAUAUACUUGUUUUAACCUUGAUUGACUUUGUAUAGAGCUGAAUUAUAAUGUGGUUUUGUAUUAUUCACACAGGCAGCAGAAGUUUAAACACUUAUUAUUAUUAUUUCUAUCAAACACUACAAACGGUAGAGUUGCAGAUUGUUUCAGUGUCUUCUUUUUUUGUUGCUUUAUAACCAAAGUAAUUCCUCACACGAUCAUAUAGCUGGGCUAAGAAAGACUUCUGUACAUAUGAGAAAUCCAGAGACAUAUUUUCAUAUCUAUACUGCUGUUUUGGUCGUGUGCUCAUUUGAUCAUAUGCAUCCACAGGAUUGGUCACAACAUUCAGAAUGUUCACAAUGUUUGGUUUCAGGUCUAAAUGUAUGCAGAUGUGUAAAUAUCUGAGAGACAGCUGGCACCGACUGCAGGUCUGUAGUGUGUCGGGACGUAUUUUAACUUGUACAGUACAGAGAAUGUAGGAGUUACAUGUGGUGUGUAAUAACCGUGCCUUACUGUGCGUUAUGGCGGCAACAUGUGUACCGAGAGUAAAGAGAAACUUAUGUUAGUAAACUGAAUGUAUGCUGGAGUUUUUAUUUUCAAAAAGCAAGACAACAGUUCAUCAGCUAUGCUUUAAUAGUAAACACAGCAUGUUUUACAGCCAGCACUCUGCAGUACGAUUCACCUCUUGAUAAUUAACAAUUCAUUAAAGAAUAUACAGUUGUUGCCUGUACCAGACUGGAUUGAGUGUCUGACAGACACCGACA
Messenger RNA from Cottoperca gobio, 2847 nucleotides. RefSeq names its product solute carrier family 25 member 13 (gene slc25a13). NCBI's taxonomy places the organism in Eukaryota, Metazoa, Chordata, Actinopteri, Perciformes, Bovichtidae. Gene Ontology annotation, biological process: L-glutamate transmembrane transport; aspartate transmembrane transport; malate-aspartate shuttle. Gene Ontology annotation, molecular function: L-glutamate transmembrane transporter activity; L-aspartate transmembrane transporter activity; calcium ion binding. The record is from RefSeq and is a predicted model, not a curated record.